AUGGAUCAUCCGAUCCCCAGUGAGAAAGGCUGCAGAGGGAAGGAAACAACAGACGAGAAGACCGUGAUAGAGAAAGAAUUAAAGAAGGAGAGGAGAGUACACAAAACAGAAGAUGCAGACGCCGAGGAUGUACUGGAAGACUCAAAUAACGGCGACGAGAUCUCAAGCGGUAUUUUAAUUGCUGGUGACAUAGACGAAGACAACUGGGACGACAGGCCGAGGCGACGACUGACCACCUCCAACAGCGGGGCUGAGAUCAUGCUGGGUCUGGAGACAGACGACGGCAAGAGUGCUGAAGUGGAGAUCGACUCGCUGGAGACCGAUGAACUACAACCAGAAGAAAUACCAAAAGGCCGAGUCAGAAAAACUUCAAUUGUUGAAAAAUUAUCAAAGUCCAAAGAAUCAGAACUCAUUGCAUUGUCCAUUAUGGAAAGUGCUGGCCAAAGACAGAGAGAGUUUGAGAAAUUGAUUAACGAACAUCAAGAACUAGUACAAGAAAUCAGCCGUACACCCAGCGCCGAAAAUAUAGUACAGAGCGAUACAGGCAGGGACCCGUAA
Messenger RNA from Candidula unifasciata, 558 nucleotides. The record is from the annotation of a GenBank genome assembly. Lineage: Eukaryota; Metazoa; Mollusca; Gastropoda; Stylommatophora; Geomitridae.